Colletotrichum truncatum is the source of this 849-nucleotide messenger RNA. RefSeq lists its product as uncharacterized. NCBI's taxonomy places the organism in Eukaryota, Fungi, Ascomycota, Sordariomycetes, Glomerellales, Glomerellaceae. The record is from RefSeq and is a predicted model, not a curated record.
AUGGCCUCAACGAACCUCCCUCGAGCUCUUACGAGCUCUGCCUGGCGUGUAGUUACCGGUAACCCAUUGGCGACCCCGCGCCCCGCGGGGUUUCUGGCGCAACGAUGCUAUGCGACGCGCGCGAAGACAGCAACCACUUCAACUACUGUUGCGACUGCCGCUGCCCCAAAAGCUGCGACUGUUACCUCUGCAGCCAAGAAGACGGCGACGACGACAACGACCAGAAAGAGCGUCAGCACUGCGGCAACCACAGCGAAAAAGAUUACAACCACAACUGCUGCUGCGCCCAAGACGAGCACGGUUGUGAAGGCCACAAAGACAGUAAAGAAAACUGCGUCGGUUGCCCCUGUGGCAAAGACUACGACAACUACAUCCGCAGUUGCUUCCAAGAAGACCGUUGCGGUCAAAACACCUGCUGCUGCGAAAACACCUACCGCAAAGCCUGCUUCUGCCGCGGCGAUUCCGGUCAAGCGUCCUAUACCUACUACGGCCUCAACCAGCUCAAAGGCAUCUGCAACUGUUCCAAGCCCUGCGACUCCGCCGCUGCCGUCUAGUCCCAAGUCCCCACAGACAGCUACUGAGACACGCCCUGCCGCUCCGAUGUCACCUUCGCCUUCGAUCCCCGCGACCAAGGCUGCUCACAUGCCGAAACCUAGCAGCAAGGAAUACCAAAAAGCAUACAAUACCGCGGCGAGGAAAUGGACUGCGACCAUGGUGGCUAUGCCCAUCUUGCUUGUCACCUCAUACUUUCUCUUCGAUAGACUUGCUUUGGGAAACCAGCAAAAAGCAAUGCCGGACUUUGAAAACGCCAAGAGGAAGGCUGCAGAGGCGCAAGCCGACACGGCCUAG